Betta splendens (Siamese fighting fish) is the source of this 5852-nucleotide messenger RNA. RefSeq names its product bromodomain and PHD finger containing, 3b (gene brpf3b). Gene Ontology annotation, cellular component: MOZ/MORF histone acetyltransferase complex. Lineage: Eukaryota; Metazoa; Chordata; Actinopteri; Anabantiformes; Osphronemidae. The record is from RefSeq and is a predicted model, not a curated record. The coding region runs from base 1068 to 4799 and encodes 1243 amino acids. The transcript is spliced from 13 exons. Gene Ontology annotation, molecular function: protein binding. Gene Ontology annotation, biological process: regulation of transcription by RNA polymerase II.
GAGUAUGUGUUAUGUAUUAUACUUCACUGUUAUGUCUAGUCUAACGUAUGUCGAUCAAGUGCUGCGCAUCAAGCCACCCGUAGGAUACACAGGCUUUGUGUGCACGUCAACAGGUGUCAAGUACCAAGAAGCAGUUCUCAAAGUCGUCCAUUUAUAUGCAGCUAGACUGUCACGUUCAUUUAGAUCUAUACCUUCAGAUUGAAUACGAUUUGUCACUGACCCCGUUAAAUAGCUUGCGCGCGAAAAUCUUAGCCCAGUGACGUCAGGGAGGCGGGAUAAAGCUGUAUCAAUCUGCUGUUGUCAACGCAUCCCCUGGUAAUCAUUACAGAGGAAGUGAAGCGUUACUUCGCCAAAAUAAUAUAAGCACGAAUUAUAUUCCCGGAUAUUGAUCAUAGUUAAAUCUUGGUAAUUUUUUCCACAAUGUUCCACAUAAUUAAAAAAUACACUUAGUGACUGCAUGCUUUUUAAAAGUAUAAUUGCCACAGUAAAGAUACAAAAAAACUGCGAAGUAUAGAAUUUUAAAUGUCAUAAUAACAUAUUGAAAUGUACCUAUUAAAUAAAUGUAGAGUCCAGUAAAAGUAUUAUAACUCAAACUUAAGAUCUCUUAGAUAUUUGGCUUUACAUUAAAACGGUUUAGCAACUUUAGUUUGGAAUAUGUUUCCGGAAGUAUCGUCUUUUACUUUGGCUAAUACCGAUGUUAGCACAUACCGACUCAGAGAACUAAAUAGCUAGUCAGCUAGCCAAAGGUGGCUACUACCGCUCACCACAAAAUCGGUUCUAUAGUCUUCUGUCUUACAGAUUCUAAACGCAGAUAUACAAUGCGUAUUCUCAGUAGGUCCGUGGAAUAGGCUUCGUGGGAUCUAAAGGCGAUGUUGUGAAGAAGUGGAAACGUUAAAUAAUGUUGAAAUAUACCGGCUGUAUCAGCAAAGUCUAGCAGGCUAACGGUGGUUCUUUAGCUUCGAGAAGUUAGGCGGCUCGCUAAGCAACCAUUACUUUAGACCGCCGGCUGUCGAGCGACCUGUGUCUGUCAGUUGGCAUACCAGAAGUGAAGGUGUGAUCAGUGGCCUAUGAGGAAGCCACGUCGAAAAGGCCAGGUGGCCGAGGGAGGUGGCACAGAUGUCACCAGGAAGUCCAACGGGACAUCUGGUGGGCGUGCGAGUGCCCGCCAGCGAUCGCCAUCCCCUUACAGCCUCAAAGCAUCUCCAAGUAGAGAAACUCUGACGUAUGCACAGUCCCAGAAGGUGGUGGAGGUGGAACUAGAUGGUAGGCUUCACCGCAUCUCUGUACUUGACCCCCUUGAGAUCAUUACUGAGGAUGAGAUGAUGGCUCAGGACAUUAGUGAGUGUAAUAGCAACAAAGAGAACAGUGAGCAGUCAUCAUCUCCCACUAGCACUGUUCAAACAGCCCGCAAACCUAGCACACCUAGGGGCCGCAGGAAAGACUCUAAAUGUUCGUCUAUCAAGUCGCCACCACCUUCGAAGAACCGCUGCCCCAAUUCUCAUCCACAAACUCCUGAAAAGUUACAUGCAACCCACCAUUACCAGAAAACCCUUCCUGAACCCAAGUUUCGUGUUCUUGAAACCUUUAAACCAGUUGAGGCACCUCCUCUGCCUACAGCAUAUUACCGCUAUAUUGAAUGCUCAGGUGACGAGCAGGAAACUCAGGCAGAAUAUGACAUGGAUGAGGAGGACUCUGCUUGGCUGGACAUGGUUAACGCUGGCCGCAAAUCAGAGGGUUACGCAGCUGUCUCACCAGAUACCUUUGAGCUGCUGGUGGAUCGGCUAGAGGAUGAAGCGUACCAGGAGGCCCGCAGCAGAGCACCCUCUCAGAGCAUGAUUGACGAUGAUGCCUUCUGCUGCGUGUGCCUAGAUGAUGAAUGCCUUAACAGCAAUGUCAUUCUCUUCUGUGACUCCUGUAACCUGGCUGUACACCAGGAGUGCUAUGGAGUUCCCUAUAUUCCAGAGGGCCAGUGGCUGUGCCGCUGUUGCCUCCAGUCCCCUCAGAGACCAGUUGACUGUGUUUUAUGUCCUAACCGUGGUGGCGCCUUUAAGCAAACGAGCGAUGGGCGCUGGGCACAUGUGGUAUGUGCUAUCUGGAUCCCUGAAGUCUGCUUUGCCAACACAGUGUUUCUGGAACCAGUAGAAGGGGUCGAUAACAUUCCCCCAGCACGAUGGAAAUUGACUUGCUACCUGUGCAAGCAAAAAAACUCUGGUGCAUCUAUUCAGUGCCACAAGGCCAACUGUUACACUGCGUUUCAUGUCACAUGUGCUCAGCGUGCUGGUCUGUUUAUGAAGAUUGAUCCUGUGCGAGAGACAAACGUCAACGGAACCACGUUCACUGUCAAGAAAACUGCAUUCUGCGAGGUCCAUUCACCACCUGCACAAGAAACCGCCUCGGAUGAGGAGAGUGAAGGCAGGGUGGUGGGCAGCAGAGGGAGGGCUAGCCGAGGACGAAGUGCCUACACAGAUGGUCCAGCAACACAGAAGAAGGGCAAAAACCCAGAUCAUGAUGCCAAGUCCAGGAAAAAGAAAGGAAAAAAGACCACAGAGGCAGCAGCACAACUCACCGCUUCACCACAAGUCACAGUAUCUCAGAUACCAACAAGCAGGCUGAACAUAAUCUGCAAAGGUGUCCUCCUUCAGAAGAAAACCCAUUUUAUACAGAGGCUUCAUAACUACUGGUUAUUGAAACGCCGAUCGAGAAGCGGCGUGCCGCUUGUCCGGCGUUUACACUCUACCAUCCAGUCUCAAAGGAAUACUGAACAGCCUGAGGAGGAUGAGAAGGUCUCUGCAGCAAAGGAAGCACUGAGAUAUUGGCAGAAACUUCGGCACGAUCUUGAAAAAGCUCGGCUACUGGUGGAGCUCAUCCGCAAGAGGGAGAAACUCAAACGAGAGCAGGUCAAAGUUCACCAGGCAGCGAUGGAGUUGCAGCUGACCCCCAUGCUGGUGCUGCUUCGCUCAACUCUAGACCAGCUGCAGGAGAAAGACACGGCUGUGAUAUUUGCAGAGCCAGUCGACAUCAAGGAGGUGCCAGACUACCUAGAGUUCAUCAGUGAGCCCAUGGAUUUUUCCACCAUGCGCACAAAGCUGGAGAGCCACGCCUAUCGCUCAGUUGCUGACCUGGAAGCUGACUUCAAUCUAAUGGUGUCAAACUGCCUUGUCUACAACAACAAGGACACCGUCUUCCACCGAGCAGCCCUGCGUCUUCGAGACUUAGGGGGGGCCAUACUGCGUCAUGCCCAACGUCAAGCCACGAACACCGGCCUAGAGUUGGAGACUGGCAUGCACCUUGCAGUGUCACCACAGAAAAGAGACUUUUACAGCUGCACCUGGGAUGAUGUUGACAGUGUCCUGGACCCAGACAACCGGCUUCAUAUGACUGUGGAGGAACAGCUGAAAGAGCUGUUAGAAAAGCUGGACUUUGUCACGUCCAUGCGCUGCAGUGGCGCCCGAACUCGACGGAUUCACCUGCUUCGUCGUGAGAUCAACAGCAUUAGGUACAGGCAGGGCCCGCAUUCCCGCAACAGUCUUCACAACGGACAUUUAAAAGAAGACAACGAGGAUGACGAGGAUGAAGAUGGUGAUGACAAAGACACCAAGACAGAUAACACCCUCUCGUCUUCAGACAAAGAUGACCUCAAAGCUGCUUCGCCACCAACACUGGAACCUACGGGGCCAGCUCCUCCUCCACGACAAGAGGACGCACCUCUGGACCCUCCAACAUUGCGGCCGAUCACAGGCGAGCCCCGUCCCCACAGCUGCGCCUGCAAGCACCUAAAGAUGGACAGUGAUGUCUUAGAGAUUAUUAAUUGCACUAAAGCGGAUGAGCAACUUCCCAUUUUGCACAAUGAGGGGCAGACCAUGGCUAACGGCCUGCCAGAACACAACAUCCCCCCAAGACCUACCACUGGAGGUGUUGGACGACGAACCUCUGUGUUAUUCAAGAAGGCGAAGAAUGGCGCAAAGUUAUUCAGAGACAAUCCUGUAAUGAACGGAAAAGGGCCGCAGGACGACGAAGCUAGCAACACCUCUACAGCCCCCAACUCCACAGCCAGCACCCCAUCUGUGACACCAUUGUCUACUCCAUCCAAAACCCCGCAGAAAAGCCCUGGACCCCCCAACCUCAGUGAACACCAUCCAGACCCGUGCUCAGACAGUGAGCUGGAAAGAACUCCAAAUCAUAAUGUGGAAAGUGGACUGACCAAUGGCUUCAACAAGCAUAAAGACAGUGGGUCUGACUCUGAAUAUGGCCCUUUUCCUGUCCUCCAGAAAGAAAUGAGCUUACCACCCAAACGAAGCAUUGGAAAACCAGCUCUUUCCAAAGUUCCUUUCCUUGAAAUUGUCAAUGGCGACACAGAUUACACUGGAAAUGGUGGCCAAACACCUGAGAAUGACACAGAGCUUGAACCUCUGGAUCUGGUUUGGGCCAAGUGUCGAGGAUAUCCCUCUUAUCCUGCGCUGAUCAUUGACCCCGAAAUGCCUGAGGAAGGGCUGCUGCACAAUGGGGUGCCCAUCCCUGUCCCGCCCAAAGACGUCCUUAAUCUGGGGGAACUGAGGCAGGAGGAGACCAAGGAGAGACUCUACCUGGUGCUAUUCUUUGACAAUAAGCGCACAUGGCAGUGGCUGCCACGUGAGAAACUGACACCUCUGGGUGCUGACGACACCGCAGACAAGCUGCGCAUCAUGGAGGGCCGCAAGUCCAGUAUUCGUAAGUCUGUCCAGGUGGCGUAUGACCGCGCCAUGAUCCACCAGAGCAGAGUCAGCCACAGCCGCGACUUCGUGGCUUCUAACUACCUGUAGAGGGUGACAGGGAGCCUCGUGUGCACCCACAGUCAGCCACUAUGCAUCUUUACAGCCGCAGGUGGGCGAGUCCUGCUGGGAGUUGAAUUCGUAUUCACUGUGGUCUGAAGAAGCUGCCACGUCCUGGACUAAACCACUAGUGUCUGACACAGAGCAGCAGUGUUUGCCUUCCUGUGCCACCACGCGAGGAUGUGAAUGAAGCUACUUAUCAGUUUUAUGUUGCUGCGGUCAGCGAUGAGGCGUCUGCUUACUCCAUCUGGAUGUGUCGGGAAUGUACGUCUAGAGUUAAUGUAAAAGAGUUACCCUCUAUUUUGUAUAAUUUUACUGCCAAGGAAUCUAUUUCAGAAGAGAGAUUUGACAUAUUUAUAUGAACCGCAGAAGAUGAAUGAAUGGUCACUGCCAUUUUUUCUACAACAGCUUUUUACAUUUUGAUCUUUUACAAAGACACUUGUAUAUUAUGAAGGCACAUUUUGUGUACAUAUGUAUGUGUUUUAUCAAAACUAAUUUAACGUUGCUAUUUUAAAAUGCGUAUUUCAAUCAACCCACAGGGGGAAAAGAGGCUGUGUAUAUUUGGAGAUAAUUCCCAACUUGCUGCAGUAUAUUGGCUUGUCUGAUGAAAUUUCGUUGUGCUCUGCGUGUGUGUGCGUUCAGAGCCUACAACACGAUGAGCUGUUGGUCUUUAUAUUUGAAUUCUCUUUUUGAUACAGAGAGAAAUAAUUUAUUUAUGGAGGAUAGUGCGAUAGAACUAAAGCUAUAUUGCUUAAAGCUGAGAUGUAUUUAACUAAAAUGGAGUGAGGUUUUAAAGUCAUUCAGCCACCGUUUUAAACAGAUGAGUUCACAUUUGGUUUAAUGUUGAUAAAACCCAACCACCGUCAUUCACUGAUGAACCUAGAUGAUUCUAUUUAUUAUCAAGAGCCACAUUUUAUCAAAUGGAAGUACACCUUUAUAAGCUUUUACCAUGUGCAUAAUUUACCUUCUCACCAAAUAUUGUUUGAACCAGUACUUCCUCGUUUUGGGAAAUAAAUGUUCUAUUAAAAACCUAUUGGGAUCCUU